UCACAAAAAUAUAGCCAUUUUUGAGACUGCAAAAGCAUUUUUUUCACUGAAAAAAAGUCAACCACCUCUUUGCUUUGCUUCGCUUCUGAUCUGUUGGUUUUUUCUUUUCCUUCUGUAAUCGGAAACAAUGCCUAUAGCAGAGAUCUUUCUCUCUGGCUUCGUCAAAUUGCUGUUUCAGAAGAUGACCUCUUUUGCCUCCUCCAAAUUACCAACCUUUGAAGGUAUUGGUGCCCAGCUGACCAAUUGGACCAAUAUGCUGUCUCAAAUUGAAGCUCUUCUGAUUGACGCCGAGGACAAGCAACUGACUGAUCGAGCCGUGAACCUGUGGCUCGAUGAUCUCCAGGAUCUGGCAUAUGAUUUGGAUGAUUUAGUGGAUGAGUUCGCCACCGAAGCUUUGCGACACAAGCUCAAGGCAAAGCCGUCCCAAGCUAGUUCCAGCAAGGUAUGGAACCUCAUCCCUAAUUUCAAGCCGACAGAUGUUAUCUUUAAUUUCAAAAUGAAGUCCAAGAUUGAGGAGAUUAAUACUAGAUUGCACAAUAGUUUUGAACAAUGUUCGAAACUUAAUUUGGUUAAGACUGUUGGACCCACCACACCCACGAAGACUUGGCAAAGACCAGACUCUACAUCUAUAAUUGAUGAGCCUCGUGUUUACGGCCGAGAACACGAUCAGAGUAAGUAUUGAUGCAAAUCCAAAUUUGGUGUCAAUAGGUAAGGAAAUUGUGGAGAAAUGCAAAGGUUUGCCCCUGGCUGCUAAGACACUCGGUGCCCUUCUACGUUGCAAAGAACGAGAUGAGGAAUGGGUAGAUGUAUUGUGUAAUAAAAUAUGGGAUUUAUCACACGAAGAAAGUGACAUCCUUCUAGCUUUGAGAUUAAGUUACCAUCAUCUCCCUUCGCAUUUGAAGCAGUGUUUUGCAUACUGCUCAAUAAUACCCAAGGACUAUGAAUUUGAGGAAGAGGAGAUAGUCUUGUUGUGGAUGGCAGAGGGUUUCAUUCUGCAAAAAAGAGAGAAACAAAUGGAAGAUGUAGGAGGUGAUUACUUUCGGGAAUUGUUGUCUAGGUCUUUUUUCCAACCAUCAAGUACCGGUAAAAGCUCUAAAUUUGUGAUGCAUGACCUCAUCAAUGAUUUGGCUCAAGUAGUUGCAAGAGAAACUUGUUUUAGAUUGGAGGAUAGAUUGAAAUAUCCGGAGCAGUGCAAGAAUAUAAAGAAAGCUCGACAUUCAUCUUACAUGCAGGAGUACCAUGAGGGUAUGAAAAAAUUUGAGAUCUUUGAUGAAGCCACGCAUUUACGGACCUUCUUACCACUUUCCUUAAAAUCUAAUUCAUAUUUUUUUUUGGCAAGCAAUGUUCCCCGUAAUCUAUUGCCGAAGUUAAGACGCUUGAGGGUGCUCAAUAUGAGUAGCUAUGUCAUCAUAGAACUUCCAAAUUCGGUUGGAGAUUUGAAACAUUUGCGGUAUCUUAACCUAUCCCACACCUCCAUUGAAGAAUUACCUGAAUCAGUAGGCUCUCUCUACAAUCUACAAACAUUGAUGCUAAGAGAAUGUGGAGAACUGAAAAAGUUGCCAACAGACUUGGGAAACCUAAUUGAUCUACGUCAUCUCGAUACUACAAAUGCACAUUCCUUAGAAGAAAUGCCACUGGGAAUAGGUAAGUUGGUUAGUCUUCAAACACUAUCCAAUUUUAUUGUUACUAAAAACAGUGGCCAUCAGUUAAGAGAGUUGGGGAAUUUCAUUUAUCUUCGGGGGAAGCUUUGCCUAUCUGGGUUACAGAACGUGGUGGUUCCAUUAGAUGCAAGGGAGGCGAAUUUAAAUGAUAAGAAGGGGUUAUAUGUGUUAUCAAUGGAAUGGAGUGUUAACUCAGAUGAUUCACAAGAUAGAAGAGUUGAAACAGAAGUGCUUGACAAGCUACAACCUCACAAGAAUUUAAAAGAGCUCCAUAUCAAAGGCUACCUUGGUACAAGAUUUCCAACUUGGAUAGGAGAUUCUCUGUUCUCCAAUAUGGUUGACGUAAGUUUAGAUAAUUGUGGAAAUUGUGCAUCCUUGCCACCACUUGGACAACUACCCUCCCUCAAAAAGCUUUACAUUAAAGGAAUGAGUGUACUAAAGCAUGUCGGUCGUGAGUUUUAUGGGCAGGGUGGUGCCAAACCUUUUCAAUUACUGCAGACUCUGAGCUUUGAGGAUAUGCCAGAAUGGGAGUACUGGUAUACUUUUGAAGAUGAUAAGGAAGUUCAACCAUUUACUCAUGUUAGUGAGCUCUCCAUUGAAAAUUGUCCUAAGCUUGUUGGAAUGUUGCCAAGUGAUCUGCCUUGUUUGAAUAAUCUAAAGAUUAGGGACUGCCCCAAACUCUGCGGGAUGAUGCCCAAGGAUCUACGUUGUUUGAAUAAUCUACAGAUUUCAGAGUGCCCACAAUUCCUAGUCGAAGGUUCCAGCAUUAGCCUCCCGUCACUCACCUCGAUAGCUAUGAUUGACGUUCCUCUAACAAGCCUUGAAGCGGUCCUUGAGAUGAGGAGUAUGGUUGAUGAUGAAGUGAUAUCGGCAAAUGCAAAGUCUAAGCAUCCGAGUUCAAUAACUGCCUUGAGCAUUGGGAUGAUUAAGAAACUCGAGCUCUUGCCGAAAUGGGUUACUCAUGGGCUGAUGGAAGUCGAGGAAUUGAACAUUAGAAGGUGUGAAGAACUCAAGACACUGUGGAAGAAUGAGGCGAGACUGCAACACAGCCUCCCUGCAUUCCGACGUUUGAGAAUUGAAGACUGCCCCCAGCUUGUUUCGUUGUUUGAAGAAGAAUGGGUUACUCAUGGGCUGAUGCAAGUCGAGGAAUUGAACAUUAGAAGGUGUAAAGAACUCAAGACACUCUGGAAGAAUGAAGCGAGAGUGCAACACAGCCUCCCUGCAUUCCGACGUUUGGAAAUUGAAGACUGCCCCCAGCUAGUUUCAUUGUUUGAAGAAGAUGAGGAUGAAGAAAAUGAUGGGCAACAUCAGCAACAACAACAAGAGGGACUCCCUAGCAUAGUGAGGCUUGAGCAUCUAACAAUAAUUAAUUGUGAAAAGGUGCUGGAUAAACUGCCACGGCUGCUACAUACCUUCACUUUUCUUCGAGAGUUGUAUGUCUCUAUGUGUCCAAGUCUCGGCUCUUUUCCGGAGACAGGUUUUCCCAGCACGCUGAAAAAUCUUGAGAUACGUGAUUGUGAGGCUCUGCAAUCCUUAUUCGGGUGGAUAACGCAGAUUAAUGACAAUAAUCUUGAAGUGUUACAGGUUUGGAGUUGUCCAUCCCUCACAUGCUUGAUAUCGUGCAGAGGUGGGGGGCUACCACCCACACUCAAAAGCCUUGAUAUUGGGGGGUGUGAAAAGUUGGAGGCACUGCUAGUAGAAGAGGGGAUGGAAAUUAACUGUCCAUCUCUUGAGUCUGUUUGGAUCAUUGAUUGUGAUGGGCUCAAAUACUUGCCAGAUGCCCUUCCUAAUAAUAAUAAUCUCAGGAAUCUCAGUCAAUUGAUCUUGUAUGGGUGUAAGAAUUUGGAGUGCAUUCCGGAAGGAUGGUUCCACUCCACAACAAAUCUGACAAAAUUGAAUAUCAGGGGAUGCAAAAAACUGAAGGCCCUACCACACGGAUUGCAGAGCAUCAACUACCUCACUUCUCUUGAAGAGCUGGAGAUGGAUAUUUCACAAUGGAACAACAACUUCAAGAAGAUUGGUUUGCACAGUUUAUCCUCUCUUAAAGAGCUAACGUUGAUUGAAGGCAAAGAAGAAGAACAUCCGGUGGGUUCCAGCUUUCCGAUAGAUGGGAAGUUGCUGCCCACCUCUCUGAUAUUUCUUCACAUGGAGGGUUUCCGAAAUCUGGAGAAACUAUCUUCUAAGUUGUUUCAAAACCUCGCCUCUCUUGAACAACUUUGGAUCAGGGAUUGCCCUAGGCUCAAAUCUUUACCAGUGCAAAGGCUGCCUCCCUCACUUAAUGAAUUGUGGAUUGAGGGUUGUCCGAGACUAACAGGGAAGUGUGAAAAGGGGAAAGGCAAAUAUUGGCCCCACUUAGCUCACAUUCCUGAAGUCUGCGUUGAUUAUUCUUACUGAGUUCUAAACCGUGUGGAGAUUCCCACCCCAAUACAAGCAGUCAAAUUGCCAGAUAUGUGCUUUCAAGGAUUUGAAUACAAAGAGAGGCUUAUUCCGAUAGAUUUCCUCGUCUGCUUUUAUUUCCCGAGGGAACCACAACAAAUGGAAGAGUUCUCAUUUCUUUCCAACUUGGUGCAUUUGUCCUUGGAUAUCCUGUCCAUCUAGUGAUUUUUCGCUAUCCCCAUGUACACUGUGACCAAUCCUGGGGAAAUAUAGCUUUGGGAAAGCUCAUGUUUAGAAUGUUCAGAGUUUCACAAUUUCAUAGAUGUAUGUUGAGUGAUUUUUUAUUUUUCUAUAGUUGCAUAUACUAAAAAUGUAGUGAGUUUGGCUUCCCCCGCUAUUUUUGUUUAUAAAAUUUUUAGGUAGUAUGGUGUGUGAAGUGGCAAUCCAUAUAUAUAAGUUGUCAUAGUGAUGCCCCAAUUUGCUAUUUUUCUUUUGAUAACUAACUCACUCUCGCAAAUCAUUAAUACUGAUUAUUCAUCAACUUAAAUGUAUAUGCAUUUAUAUGAUGUGUCCCUGACUAUAUGAUAAUUAGAAUUUUGGUUACUGAAUAACUUGUAUGUUGUAAAAAGUUGAAGCCAUUUAUUAAAUUGUACAAGUAGAGUAUCUUCCUAUUAUUUUACCCCUUGAAAAUCAGUAGGAAAAUGUUCCCAUUUUGCUCAGAGGGUGAGUCGACAUUAUUUGAUUAAUCUUUGUUGCCUUGUUGGCUUUAGUUGAUAUUUUAAUAUUAAUUAUAUUCUUAUACAUCAAAGUUUUUAAUGGGCACAUUACAUACAAUUUGUUAAUUUUUUGUAUAUUGUUAACAUGUUCUGUAUUUCGUAUGCUUAAUCUCCUAAGCAAUUCAGAACCAGUGGAUGUUUAACACACCUUAAAUAUUGUAAUUGAAUUUGUGUGAUGUUAUGUCUACUGCAUUUGUGUGUGGAAGCCUAUCCUUUUUUUCGCAUCUGUGCACAAAGAAUUAGCCAAUUGAUGAUUCCUGGUCUUUGGAUUUCAAGUAAUAUUAUAUAUAUACAAGGAUCAAAAUUUCGUUUCCGUGUGUUGUUUCAAAUAGUACAAAAACAAAAACAUCUUAGAAAUAUUUUAUGAAAUGAAGAUAAAAUAGAAAUGUUUGAAAAUAUAAAUUGAAAUAUA
Molecule: messenger RNA, 5225 nt
Organism: Camellia sinensis
Lineage: Eukaryota; Viridiplantae; Streptophyta; Magnoliopsida; Ericales; Theaceae
Source: RefSeq, a predicted model, not a curated record